CCUAGAGAAUAGGAUGGAGCAAUGGGAAACUAGAACCUCUAAUUUGACUUCUUAUGUCACUAAGUUGUCAAAUGGUAUGAGUGAACAGCAAGCUAAGGCUAGUGGUUCAAUGUCUUCCAACACGGUGAUAAAUCCUAAAUCUUUGAAUGCAAUUACAUUGAGAAGAGGUAAGGAAAUUGGUGCUAAGACAGUGCAAUUCAAAGAUGAUGAAGAGGGUGAAGAACCGGUUGACAAAGAGAUAGAAGUUGAGUCUGCUCCUUCUAAAACCACUCAAGACAUUCUCAAGACUACUCAAGAGACCUCCAUUCAAUCCAAAGGGCCAAUAGAGAAAGGAUCAUCUUCCAAAGGUGAUGAGGUCAUCCAAGAAUGGCACUGAGUUGGGAAGUGGAGGACAUACACAUCAUGAUGAGCUUAUAUCUCCUUCCCCAAGCCAUAUGGACAUGCCGCUUGCAUUGAAUGCACUUAACAUAAAAGAAUUAGUUCCUUCUAUUGUGCAACCUCCUGA
Neltuma alba is the source of this 505-nucleotide messenger RNA. RefSeq lists its product as uncharacterized. NCBI's taxonomy places the organism in Eukaryota, Viridiplantae, Streptophyta, Magnoliopsida, Fabales, Fabaceae. The transcript is spliced from 3 exons. The record is from RefSeq and is a predicted model, not a curated record. Bases 14 to 376 code for a protein of 120 amino acids.